Messenger RNA from Papaver somniferum (opium poppy), 1344 nucleotides. RefSeq lists its product as uncharacterized. Lineage: Eukaryota; Viridiplantae; Streptophyta; Magnoliopsida; Ranunculales; Papaveraceae. The coding region runs from base 1 to 1344 and encodes 447 amino acids. Gene Ontology annotation, molecular function: RNA-DNA hybrid ribonuclease activity; nucleic acid binding. The record is from RefSeq and is a predicted model, not a curated record. The transcript is spliced from 3 exons.
AUGGUAGAGGAAAAUAAGAUUAUGCCAAUGGUAAACUUCAGAGGAGUUCAUCCUACUCAUAUAUUAUUUGCAGAUGAUGUGUUCUUAUUCUUUAAUGGUCACAAAAGAAAAAUUCAAAAGGUGUUGAAAUUACUACAAGAUUAUCAAUCAUCCUCUGGACAAGUAGUAAAUCAGAUGAAGAGUAAAAUUUUUGUUGGUGGUGUAAGUGAAGCAAGGAAACAACAAAUUGCUAAUGAAUAUCAAAUGAAUCUAGCUAAUUUUCCUGAAAAAUACUUGGGAGUAAUUUUGCAACCUGGAGGUGUGAAAUCAAGUACUGUUUGGAGAGUGGUUGAAAUGCUACAAAAUAGAUUGGCUAGUUGGAUUGGUAAAAUGUUGUAUUUUAAAGAUAGGCUUACUCUAAUUAAGUCAAUAUUAUGCAGCAUACCAAUAUAUAACAUGUCAGUGUACAAGUGGCAUGUAAGUGUGGUGAAGAUUUGUGAAAGACUCAUUAGGAAUUUUUUAUGGACUAGUGAUCCAUAUGAUAGAAAGUGUGUAACUCUCAAAUGGGAUGAAACAUGUGCUCCAAUGGAGAAAGGAGGUUUGAGCAUAAGAAGGAUGGAAGUGAUUAACAAGUCUUUAUUAAUGAAGUUAGUAUGGAAAAUACAAAAUUCAAAGGCUGAAUGGGCAAGAUUUAUGAGAGCAAAGUUUUACACAAUAAAUGGUGAAUGGAUUUCAGGUUACAAGAAGUCUUCAAUAUGGUCUGGUUUGAAAUGGGUUAUUGAUGAGGUAGAAGAAUUGCCAAUAAUUUCAAGACAAGAGGACACAGGGAUUUGGUAUGGUACAAUGUCAGGUGAGUUCACAGUUUCAUCAGCUGUUGAAUUAAUAAGAUUACAUUACAAUAAGGUAAAAUGGGCUAAAUAUGUAUGGAAUUCAGUUCAACAUCCCACAACUGCUAGUAAUAUAUGGAAUUAUGAUUUUAUGAUUUUCAAGUAUUUUGAGUUGAAAAAUCAACCAAUAAAGAUACAAAUUAUUGUGGAGAUUAGAUUUCAUCUCCCUGAAAUAAAUCAAGCACUGAUAUGUUAUGAUGGUGCUUCAAGAGGGAAUCCAGGUGUAGCAGUAUAUGGUUUUAUAUGCAGAGGAGAUCAUGGUGAAAUUAUAUAUGUUGAAGCUAAAGGUCUGGAUAUUGCAAAUAACUUCAUUGCUGAGGUAAUGGCUAUUAUAGGAGCUGCAGAAUGGGCAGUGCAGAACAGUAAGUUUAAUAUUUGUAUAAACUCAGACUCUAAUGCAACAAUAAAAGCAUACAUCUCUGGAAAGCUACCAUGGAUCUGUCAGGUGAGAUGGAACAGAAUAAAACAAUUAUUAUAG